Molecule: messenger RNA, 20138 nt
Organism: Podarcis lilfordi (Lilford's wall lizard)
Lineage: Eukaryota; Metazoa; Chordata; Lepidosauria; Squamata; Lacertidae
Source: the annotation of a GenBank genome assembly
UACAUUUUAGACAAUGUGCAUUUAGCUAUUAAGUUACACAUAUUUUGCACAGCCAUACAAAACAGAGUUCUGUCAUAUCAUCAUUUUUUCAAAUACAAUAUUUUGGUUUGUUUGUACGGAAUAAGUGAUUUGUCGGUUUUCCAAAAAGGGGGAGGGGAAUCAAUUCCUGAUCUAUUAGUACCCCUCCAUGGAAAACCUCGUACACUUCCUAUGUUCCCCAAAGUGAAGAAUAUUUGUUUAUUCACCACUGCAACCCUUGCCAGUGAAAAAGACAGAAUCCAAAUGCAUCAUAUUUGUUCAGAAGUUCCAUGCAGGGCUUCCUCUGGAGCAAGUGUGCAUGGGACGGUGCUUCUUCACCCGUUAUUAUUCUGGGUGCUCUAGAUAUUGUCGUUGCUUUUUAACCAGGCAGCAAUUCUUCAAGCAAAGCUUUCUGGCAUGCCGGCGUCGCCGCGGCGAGAUCGGAAAAGCUGCGCCUGUUGAACUUUUGUCCGCCGCGCUACUGUUUAAAGGGGAGGACGCCAAGUCGAAGCGGGGACGCGUAGCAACAGCUUCAGCUUUCACUGCAGGCCCCGUUUCUAGGGCAUUGGGCUUGCUGACUAUGAAAGGUUUUUGGCCGGCUGCCGGGGGGGCGGGGCGGGGCAAGAUGAGAAGCUGCCUUCGAACGCCGAGAGGGGGCCGAGGCCGACCUCUGACCUCACGUCCAGCGCGGCGCCUUGGAGACGGUUGCCCGGCAACGGGACGCAAGCGUCGGGGCCUGCGCUCUCUGGUCCCCACCGCCACCCCCAAGCCCGGCGGCCAUGGAUGCUGAGACGCUGCCCUACGCGCUGGACCUGGUGGCGGGCAGCGGCGUGUGCCUGAGCCCGGAGAAGCGAGCGGCCCUGCGGAACUCGCUGCUGCUGGUGCGCCGGGACUACCGCUUCGAGCAAGUUCGCCUGUGGGGCCGCAUCCAGGGCACCCGAGGAGCCUACUACAUCGCCGAGGGCGUGGGGCCCGACAGGGCGGGGGCCAGAAGCCGCCUCUACAGGUGGGCAGCUGGGCUCGCAGAAGAUGGACGGCGGUGAAAUAGGGCAGGUGAAAUAGCGGGGAGGGGGGGGAGACAUGGCUCCAGCAGGUUGGCCGUCCCUGCCUCCCCUUUACUCCUGUGCCUUUAAUAGCUGCUUCCCAGGUAGAGGUUUGCACAGGUGCGCUGUUUCCUGAGAAGGGUUGCGAGAUGCCCCCAAAGUGUCAGCUGUCAGACUUCUCAGCAGGUCAGGCUUUUCCCAGCAGCGCAGCACCACGCUAGAAACCCUAAUCUCACAGUCAUUGGUUCAAGCCCCACAUUGGGUGAAAGAUUGCAAGAGGUUGAACUAGAUGAUCCUCGUGGUCCAACUCUACAAUUCUGUGAUUCUAUUGGUGAGCCUUAGUUGAUCACAGCUACUUUUUAAAAUCCAGUCAAAACAUUAAGUUCAAGGCAAUGGAAGAGAAUUCAGGUCUUGAGGGGACAGUAAUGUCUAGAAGCAACAUCCUCCUGAUGCCUUAUGAAAAAAUGUGUGUGAGAGAGGGAGUGAGGUUAGUUUUAAAUGGCAACAUAGGCAGAGAGGGCAAGUUAAACUCUAAAUGAAAGUUAACACUUGUGGAGCACUUCUGAGUGUUCAGAGCACUUUGCAGGCAUUAUCUAUUAUCUCCAUAUUGCAGACAGGGCGACUGAGGCUGAAAGAGUGACUUGCCUAAGGCCAUCUAGUGAAUUAAUGGCAUAGGCAAGAGGUGACCCAUGAACUUCACAAUGCAGUCCCUUAACAGUACAUUCCUAUUUAGAAACUAGUCUCAUUGAGUUCAGUGUGUCAUACUUCCAGGUACGUUUGUACUGGAUUGUAGUCUUAGUCACUAUUUAAAACCAUUUUCUUACUGGCAGUGGCCACUUUGGGGCAUGGAGCCACAACACGAGGAAGCUGUUGUUAUUGUUUAUUUUAAAAAAGUUGUUUUGCAAGGCAAGGGGCAUAUUCAGCGAGAGGUUCAUCUUUCGUCUUUUGCAUGUCCCUGCUUUAUAUAGCACCCUAGCUUGGUAGGAAUUCUGACCUGAUCCUUUAUGAGUUUGCUACUAUCUGUUUUAGUUUUGCCUUCAGAUUUAGAAGCCAUUCUGCCUUUCCUCUUACCUAUCUCAAGUGACUUCCCCACUCCUCCUUCACACAUUGUGGUGUCAUGAGGGGGCAGUUGGUUUUUAUCUCUGCUUGCCACCUGUUCUCUUGCUUGUUUCUGUGAGAUCUUUCAGUAGACCUCCAAAUGUCUGAAAACAUGAGUUUUUUUGCCAAUAAAAAUAUGCUUUACCCUUUUAUUAUGUAUGUGUGAAUGACAGCUUGAAUUGUGUGGAAUGGAGCCUUCUGCCACCUCCUAAUGAGGAAUUUACUGCACUGACUUCAGUGCUAAAGGGACGUUUCCAAGGGGACCCAUCCUAUGAAUAUGAACACUAUGAGAAGAAAGAAGAAGGUGAGAGACCAUAUGAAGAGGAAGCAACAGUGAGUACAUUGCAGCACCCCUGGGAUCCCGUCACCUAAUGCUUACAAUAUACUUUUUCACAAUUUGCACUUGUGCUUUUUUGAAGUAAAACAUUUUUCCUAGUUUUCUAGGAAUGCAGAGCAAUAUGAUAUAAUUAUGACAUAGGGCUACUAACAUUUUUGUGUUGCUUCAUAUUUUUUUUUACUAGUGUAGGAAUUUAUUAUUUGGAAUUUUUUAAAAUUAGGUAACAGAGAUUUGAACUGGAAUUUCUUACAAACCUUUCUUAUCCAUUUAACAUAUCUGGUCCUUGGAGCUCACUGGGUUUGGUGCAGGCAAAAUAUUAAGUUAAAAGGCUUAGCAGAAGCUUUUUAUAAACACACACACAAACAUACCUGCACUCAGUUUCAUACAGAUAUCACACAGGCAUAUAAAGAAAAUAUACAAAAGAGCUAAUUCCUAUGUUCCAAGGUUGGAAUGGAAAGGUAGUAGAAGUUAGAGGUAGCAGUGGUGACCUUCUAUCCUUUAUUCACCCCAGCAAUUCAGCUACAUAUUCACUAGAGUUUGUCAAGAGAUUCAUGCCAAGCUUCUUCUCCCUUUUUCGCUUUUUAUACAGUUUUUGUAAAACAUUGAGAUUCUAUAAAAAGUAAUGUACCCCACUCCACUACCCUGCUAGUAAUCUAGCCUUCCCUUUCCCUCCACAUUUGGCUUUGGCCUACACCCCAGAUGUAUUCCAUAUGUAUGAGUUGAAUAUUCCAGCAAGUCUCUAUAUACUUAUUUCCCACUUCUCUCUGUGUGUGUCUCAUGUGGAACACAUACAUACAUGUGCCGAGUACCUUAUCAGUUGAACCCUAAUCUCACUUUCCUGUACUCCUUACAGCUGGUCCCUCUUUUCCUAAUCUUGCUGUAACCUAACUGCAGGCUGUGGUUCCUGUUUUGAUGCAGCUGACUUAUUGUGUGUGUGUUAAAACAGCAUCUGUCUUAAGCCCCAAUGCCAUGUAAUGAAAAUAAAUGUUUUGGCAUUCUUUUCUCCUAUGACAGAUGAAGGCAAUAUAUAUUUUAAGUUUGUAGGUGCAUGAUUCUGUUCCAGUUCUCAUUCUAGUAUGUAAAACUAAGGUGGCUUUUCUUAAUGUUUGCUUUUUUCUAAAGAACUUGAUCAAGGAAGAAGUCCGUCUUGUAUCUGCAAUAGAUCAGAUAGAUAAAGCAGUGGGUAUUGUUCCACGGGGUGCCUAUAUAAAGUCACCACUGGGACCUGUGCAUGAAAACAGAAACUUUGAAGGUAAGUCCGUGUAAGUCAUAACUGCGUCUUUGAACACAAAAGUAGUCACAAACAGUUAUUUCUUCCAUGUUUGACUUGGUGGCAAGGGUCUCUGCUGCUACAGUGAGCCGAAGGGAAAUACGGGGAUACACACAUGGGCAUAAAUUAAAACAAUAGAAAUACUUAACUAACUGACCAAUCACUUUGGUUCUGCCCUCCCUAACCAAGUCCUGCCUCCGCCCCCAAAUCCUGGCUACGCCCAUGGAUGCACAACCAGAACUAUUAAUUGUUUCUUCUUGGGGCAACAACAGCACUAAAGUAGGAAAAACCAUAUUUCAGUUCAUUUUUUGCACUCAUGCUCUUGAGUCUUGCUAGUCAUGUGAGGAAAUGUUACUAUGCAUGACAGUGUAAAGCAUCCUGUCCCUCAUGUGGAGGACCUUAAUCAUAGUAGAUGUAUGACAAGCCUUGCAUAUAUGACAACAUAGGGCUAUCUGGAAUGACUUUGCUUUUGGAGAUACCUAUCUCAUGAUCCUGUAGUGCUUUUGGUUAUGGUGCUGGUUUGAAGAUUGCUUCCUUUGAUUUCAGGGCUCAGUUUAGAUUGCAGCAGCUACCAAUAUAUUUCCCUUGGUUGAAGUGGGCUGCAUAAAAGUAACUGAUUUUCCAUGGUACUGCAAGACUACCUAUUUCUAGAGGUCUCUGUCUACUUCUGUGGGUUCAUUUAGUGUCAUCAGCACAUAGAUGCUUCAUAAGUCUAUUAGAUAGUGAGCUUGUAGUAAAUUGAAAGAUGGCAAAGUUCUUAUUAACCCAACAGGUCUGUCUUUGGCGGAGGCUAAAAAAUUAAGCUCCUAUUUCCAUUUCACUGAGCCUGUAAAUUUGAAGAACAAAACUCUCCUGGAGAAAGCUGACCUGGACCCUGCCAUUGACUUCCUGGAUUCACUUGAGCAUGAUAUUCCUAAAGGUAGGGAAGAUGUGACAUUCCAAACGCAAAAUGAAAAUAGUGUUGUGAAGUUUUCAUAUCCACUUAAGAAGUACUAUCUGCUUUUUCACUGUGUAAUAAUAACAAUAAGCAUUUAUAUGGAGCUUUUUAGUGCUUAGAGAACUCUUGUUUCAACCCACUGCAGGUUUGUGGGCCUACAAUUCCCAUAUUGUAGACUGCAGGAAGGACUCUGAGCAUGAUGGCAAUUUACCGAAGGCCAUGUAGCUUUUCCAAGACUAAGCUGAGCUCACAGUUUCCACUCUUGUUGGUGUGUGUGCAUAAAAAAAAGAUGUAUGGCCUUCCUUUCAAUACAAUAAUUUUCAAAGUGGAGAACAAUCUAAAUACAGCAAUAAAGCACACACACACAAAAGCAUGAACCCCAUAAGCAGAGCUGCUAAACCCAAAUAAAAUCAGAUUAGGCACACCAAAUAGCAAAGGCUGCCCCAAAACUAACAUGCUACAUUAUUUCUCAUAACAAAACAUGAUACAUAUAAUUUGUGAAUGGUCUGGUUCUUCAGAUAUACCAACCUUUCCAGUGGCAGGAUAAAACACAUAAAAACAAAAUGAGCUGUUGCAUCCUUUCACUGGGUAGCUUUGUCUGUGUCUUGUGUCAGCACCCUGUUCUGCUUGAACUUUCUGUGUUUUCUCUUCAUUAAAAGGGGCUUGCAGCAGCCAGUGUCCUGGUGGGCAAGAUAAGGCUACUUAGAGAUAGGAACAUUUUUAUGUGGUUUGAAGUAUUUUGCAAGACCAUUUCCACCCAAUAUUGCCUCUUAUCUAAAUGGGGUCUUGUUAACUCUAACCUUGUAUCCUGGGCAGUCUAAGUUCAAACUUUUCUUUGAUAAAUCUCUUACCUUGGCAGGAGAAAAUGUAACAGUUUAGGAAAUGGAGGAAUACACUCAUUAUUAAAUGUGAAUAUCUUAGCCCCUAAGCGCAAUGAAAACAAUUAAUGUAGCUCUUAUUGUUUUCUAAUUUAUGCUGUUUUACAGCUCCCUCCUUAAAAUACCUUUUGCUUCCAAAUAAACAUAACAGAACUACCAGAACUGAAUACAGAUUGCUCUUUUGUACAAAUAUGAUCCUUUAUUAUCUGCAAAUUGAACAUGUCAGCCCUUCUGAAGUUUCCUAACCCCUCAUCAACACAAACAUUAUUACCUCUCCCACUUUCACACAUUUCUUUUGCAUCCUAUAUGCUGUUCUGGAGUUCUCACCCUCUUAAUCUCUUCUCCAGAGCCCAUUCCACACUGCUCAGUAUGUUGAAUUAAACUAUUCCAUGUUGUGUAUCCAAUGCAUCUCCUUCACCUCUAGCUACUUUUAGUGCCUCAUUAAAUACUUCCCACAGAGUUUGUGUAGAAAAGGGUGCUUAAGAGGCUGUGGUGCUCAGGCUAGAAUUUGGUUUGUAGCUUAGGACCUUUUUUAUCAUGAAUUUUUAUAUCUUUCACAUAAAAAUCUUUGCUGAUUUUGUUACUGUAGUUAGGGCUAACGGUGUUUGUGCUCAUCCAUUAUUUCAAACAAGAAGUCAAAAGGGAACAACAAAAAUUACAUGAGUUAGUUUUUGUAUUUAAUGCCCCCCUACCUUUAUGGUCAGUAUUAGUGAACUUCUCACAGCCAGUUUGCUUUUCAAAGUCAUUAAUCUGUUACCUUUACUUCAUGAGCAGAGUAGCAUGUGGCAUGGCUCCUUCCUAUCAGUAGAGUGGCCAUUUGUCCUACUUUACAGAGUGUAGUCCUCUGUUUGUAGGGCUGUAAAGUACAAGUCCUGAAUAAAGAUAAAGAGCUUUAAGAGGAGACAGCAGGGUCUUUGAAGUUGCUCAUCUGCAUUCAGUAGACUGAGCAUGCAGACAGGUUACCUGGUCACAGUCUUGCUCUCUGGUGAGAGGUCUUGUAUUUCUGUUUCUAAAUCAUACUUCUAAAUUGCUAUAUGCAAAUCUAUGGUGCCACCUUUAUUUUGGCAAUGCAUAAGUGGCUAUUGUACUUCUCUAACUCUGUGGUUCCAUGACAUGGGAAACCAACAUGGAAGCUGCAAAGUAAGGGGUUCUACACUCAAUAUUUUAUAUAAAUAGCAAUGUUUGAGAAGGGUGAAUGAGCUUCCCAUUCCAGUGCUAGAAAGUAGCAAUAGCACUUGAAGCAGCUUGGCUUGUCAGUAAAUGCUAUAAAUUUGAUAUGGCUUCCAAGGGGUUCCUAUCAAAAAAUGUUUGGGAAUUGCUGAAUUUGAUGAAGCAUUGUACAGAAUUUGAGAAUGGGAAGCUGGAGUGAGAGAGGGAGAAUAUUUGUGCUGUGAUCUGCAUGACUGCAUUCAGAACAGCAGUUAAUUCAUCCUGCUAAAUACAGAGUUUUAUAAAUUUGUAACACAAGGUGGCAUCCAAAUACAGAAAUGUCUAAAUAAAUUCCACAUUAAUGCAUGAAAAUAUCCCCCCAAUAUCACAAUGCCAGUGUAAUUACAAAAAAUUCUGCUCAUGCUUACUCUACAGAAGUGACAGGAAAGUAUAGGUUUGACAUUAGAUUAGAAGCAGCUGCAAAAGAGAGGACUUUGAAGCAAGUGACAAUGGGAUAGUUACUCAUAUGUCUGUGAAAAUGUGUAAGGCAUGCCUCACAAUACAGUGGUACCUCCGGAGCCCUGUUCGCAUCCAGAAGCGAAUGCAACCUGCGUCUGCGCGUGUGCGGGUCAUGAUUCGCCGCUUCCGCGCAUGCGCAUGCCAUCAUUAUGACCGUCUGUGCAUGCACGAGCGCUGAAACCCGGAAGUAACACGCUCCGUUACUUCCGGGUCGCCGCAUUGCGCAACCCAAAAAUACUUAUCCUGAAGCUACUUCAACCCGAGGUAUUACUGUAGAGCUAUGAACUCUGAAAUACUAGAAGAGGUUUUAACAAACAGGCUUGCUAUAAAUUUUAUUAUUUUUCAGUUACAGCAGAUCACUUCAUCUGAGCCUAAGCAGUUGCUCUAGUUUUGUGUGGUAUACCGUAUUUUCUGCUCCAUAAGACACACUUUUUUCCUCCUAAAAAGUGAGGGGAAAUAUCUGUGCAUCUUAUGGAGCGAAUGUGUGGUCCCUGGAGCCGAAUCGCCCAAGUGUGGCUCGCGCCAUUGCCCUGCCCUCCCAGGUUGCCAGCAGCCUCCCCUUUCCCCUGAAGUCCCGGGAAAGUUUGGGAGUGGCGGGCAGGCUGUGCACCGCUGCCUCACACUCCUGGGCCGCUCUCUUUGUCCGAUUCUAGAACAGAGAUCUGAUUUUAAUCUUGAGCUCUCAAUCUUGCAUUUAUAGAAAUUAUGUUGAGUUGUGUGAUUCUUGAAUUUUCCCCUAAUUGGCCCUCACACAUUUAUGGGUAUUUAAGAUGAACAGAAAUAUAGCUCAUAUUAUGACUAUAAUAUACCACAGCUACGAAAUGUAUAUCACGAGCCAGAGCCCCAACUUCUUCCAACUCUCUCCCCAAAAUAACUGACGAUGGUGCUCAUUGUGUCUGAUUACCAGGAGUUACUAUUAGGUCUUAUUAUACUAUAUUAUACUUCCCUCACUGCUUCUGAGAACUAUCUGUAUCAGAACUAUCCAACACUGGUUUCCUUUGCAGGGUUGAACUUUAUCGGUACAGCAUUUAAUGGGGCUUUAGUAUUGGGCGAUGGGGCCUCUUUGUGCAAGUGCUUGGAGAAAAUCCUCCAGGUUUUAUGUUAGUGCUUUAAUAGAUGCAAAAGUCCCAGGUGCUGGGAGGAUUGAAGCUAAGAGACAUGAACCUGUUUUAUAUCCAGGCAUUAGCACAACUAAUUUAUUCCCUUUCACAGUCCCCCGCUCCCCCUGAAGUGAUUAAUCCCCUAUCAAGCUCUGUCUCCAGCUAUUCAAAAAGCCUGAGUCUGUAGGGUGUUUUUUUUUUAACAGCCCCUCGCCAGCAAGCAGACUGUAAGGCAGCCUGUUAUCGGUGUGUGGUGGAGGUGGUUUGAAGACAAAUGGCUGCCUAUCUCCCAAGUGGCCUUGCAAAACCCAACAAAGUGCUAUGCUGUGCUGGCCACCUACUUUCCCCCAGCCUCCUCUCCCUGCUAACGUUUCACAGAUGUGACCUGAGCCCUCCUCUUUCAUAGCUUAACACUAAGCAGCACUUCCACAGCCUUGUGAAAACUCUGAGCCCGAGAGCACUUUACCUUGCAGCCUGCCAAGAGCCACAUGGGGACAAGACCUUUCAAGCUGCUUUUCUGAAAUCCAAACUAAGAAGUUUAUAAUGGAUGAGGGGGAAGUAAUGGUGUCAGAGAGAAAAUGAUGUUACCAAGAAGGCACAGAGAGUGGGGUGAGUCUGGUGGUGCUUCUCUAGUCUGUUCUUCAGUGGGGAAGGGCAGCUUUGAGAACUUGUGGGUUCAAAAGAUAACAGCAGUACAGCCUUUGGAGCUUAUGCAACAUGGCAGAACAGGCACAGGCAACAUUUGGCCCCCCAGAUGUUUUGGUCUACAACUCCCAUGAUCCCUAGCUAACAGGACCAGUGGUCAGAGGUCAUGGGAAUUGUAGUCCAAAAUUGUAGUCCGAAGGUUGCCCGUGGUAGAACAAUCCAGGAAGCAGCCAUGCAGUGAAAUGAGUUGCUGAAGUAUACGCUUAACCUUCUGGAGGAUAAAUGACUCCCCAGACUGUGUGGAUAAGUUGAUCUGGUCAAAUGGCCAAGUUAGCAGGUAAUUUGCUUGUGCGUUAAUACUAUUUUAGCAUUGGGCUGCUGUACCAGUCACCUUCCAGUAGGAGACACUGUGGGGUCAGCCUCAGUAGGAAGAACAGAAACCCUAAUCAAGUAAUAUGAGAAAAGUUUGGACUCUUUAGUGAAGUGAAGACAGAGAAACCAGACUGUGUGUGGUAUAUGCUGACCUCUUGAACUGUGGAUAUGGAGAGGAGACUAUCAGCCCUGCUAGAGUUCGCACAACUUUCAGGAGGCUAUAUUGCUUUCUCUUAGUACCAGCAUCUUAUGUGUGUUCAGCUCAGGGUCUCCCAUGAUUUUCCCUAUCAAAGGCCACACACUAGGCCUGUUCGUGCCAAGAAUGUGUGUCUGUAUUGACACUUUUGGAGUCUGAUGUUGCUACUCCUACACUGAUCAUAGGGUGUUCCCUCAAGGUGUGACCUUUUCUUUGGAACUGAUCCUUAUGAGACAAUUGUAACAUGAACAAGAGCCAGUUAGAAUUGCUGCUUUUGACUUUCUGACCACCCACAAUUUGCCCAAAUUAUUGGAACUAUGCCUAUAUCUCUUGAGCUUUGCUUCUGUAUGUAAUAAACUGUCAUACUGGGUUUUUGGAUUCAAAUUGUCAAGUACUUCAGGGGUCUGGUUUAUCAAGAAAUCUUGGCUACUCUUCGUGAAGGAGACUGUUCAUUGUUUCUGAGGUGGUUUUACCGUCCCAGAGCAAACAAGGACAGGGGAGCCAAGAGUUUGUCGUGUCUUCUAGGGCAUGUAAUUAUAGGCUUUUAAUUUUACUUUUCGAAAGGGAGAAAAAUAUUUUCUCCCUUCAAUAUGUGACUUAGUUCCUGCUUCAUAUCUUUUCUUUCAGUUUUGUUAUAGGGCUCUUGAUUCUGCGUUAAUAGCUGCUGAAGCCUUGAGACAGGACCAGGUUAUAUUUAAUACAUAAAUCAGAUAUGGUCUAAAUCUUGUUCUAGGGACUGAUGAGCCUUAAUGAAAGUAAAACCCUACCGCAAGAGGCCAUUUUUAGGAAACCAGAAGAAAAUUCAGUAUAGUCAGACUUUGUAAAGCUCUAUCUGCAACUAUCUGGUGGAGGUUGCUUUGGGAAAGGAGACAUAUCCCAGCUUCCCUUUGUAAAUGAGGGGAGGAAAGGUAAAUGUAUAGGUCUUUAUGAAUGAACUGUAUGCAAAAACAACUUCAAAGCAUGACAGUGAAAUUUUCAUGCAAGCUGAGAAAUAAGGAUACAAAGCCCUCCCCCCCGGUGUUUUCAUAGCUAAUCCUUUUUAAAGUUGACAUUAGGGAUUCACUGUUUCAUAGCUCCCAGCUAGCUACCUGUGUGCUCCGUUUAGUAGUGGAUGGUCUGAAUAUUUCUGAAUACCCACUGAUUGACUUUUACGAAGUAGUUUCUCAUUGGCUGUUCUUAAUAUUUGUGAUGAAGAACUCUCAUAGCUGAACCAGAUGUUGAGAUCUCAGUGAUGGUCAUCCUCAGAACUGCCAGUGCUCUUCUUGCAUGCUGAAUAACUUUUUUUUAAUUACCUGAUGCAGAGUCUGCCAGUCUGACCCUGCACAAUUUGUGAAAAUGUUGGAAGAAUUUUUCACUGUCACUGUCAGAGCAUGAUGCCUAUCCCAGAAUUAAAUUGUUAUCCUACCAUGUGUCCCAAUGCAUGCCAUGGUCAAUACAGGAUAUAGUGGUUUUGAAUCCAAAUUCAGAUGUUAUCAAGUUGCAUUAUUGGAAACUGCAGCAACAAAAAUAAGUGCAGACAAUAAACUGCCAGUGGAUUGUAAAGGAGAUUCACUAAUUUGAACAACUAAGUAAGAGAAGCCUUUGGAAGCUGUCAUGAGGGUUUUUUUAUUUGUUAUUUUUGUCCUGCUUUGUAUGCUAUUUAUGAAUUGGUAGCUUACUUUGCACAUUGUAUGUCUGUUUCAGACAUGUCCCUCUUAUUUGUACUGUAUGCAAUGACCUAUGGCAACAAGCAAACAUUUAUUGUACCAACAGAACAUGUGUGCCUUAGUCUUUGAGGUCAGCAUGAAAAUUUCAGUUUAUAUCUAGCAUAUUUGCAAGUUGUUUUGGCAUUGUAUUCAGUAACGUAUUAUUCUAUUGCAAUAGUACCUGACAGAGAUCACUGUUACUAGAUUGGAAAGCUGAGAUGAGAGAUAAGAGAUGAGUACAUGGAGAACAGUAAUGCAAAAGAGAGCUUCAGUGUGACUCAUUGGGUAAUUUUUAGAUAUAGACAUGGAAGACCUUGUUUCAAAUCAAAGUUCAGCCAUGGACUCAUGCAUUCAGUUUCUAUCCACAAAGUAGGAAAAAUAAUAAUCUACUUAACAGGAUGAAAGUAAAUGGUUUGAAGUAAGUCAUUCUAUACAUCUGAAAUGAAUAAUAAAAAUUAAUCAUGUACUCUGGCAUGAUGUAAAGGAAAUAAAAGAAGCAGCCAUCUUAUGAGCACAGGUCUAUGCUUUCUGGACGGGGCUGCCAUACCACCACCCUGCCCCUCCUUUUUUAUUUCUGAUGGUGAGAAAGGAAAGGUUGGGGUCAAGUUUAUGUACAUGAUACAAACCGGAUAAGCUGUAAUGAAAUUCCCAUCAAAAGCCUACCCACAUUGACCUAGGGCAUCUCUUUCCCCUUGUUGUGGGAAAAGGUUCUCAAUCCACAUCCUUCUCCCUGCUGUGUGUGUUGAAUUAUUAGUUGGAGGACUAAUUGCCCUUGUUCAGGUUUGCCUCCUGCCCCAGCUUUUUUGGAGUGUGGCCAAUUAAGGUGCUUCUGCCCCAGCACUCUUGUCACAUUUCAUCUCAUUUCAGUUUUGAUCCCUGUAGUUCUGGAACUAAUCUUUAUAUGUUUCCCAUACAUGUGCACUUCCUCCUACCAGAAUUGCUGUUUUUUGUUUUUUAAAAAAUAUUCCUUUCUUAAUAAAUACUGAAUUUGUACAAUUCUAUCCAUACCCAUCUCAACAAAAUCUAUCAUAUGUCUGAUUCAGAUGUAACGGGAAACCAUGGUUUCUUAUAACUCCCAUGAGCUAUGGCAAGCCUUGAGCUGUGUGCUCCCUUCUCCUCUUGCAUGCCAGAAGGGGACAGAAGUUACAACUUCUAAUUUUAAACUAACCAGUUUUCUGCAGUGUCCACAGUUGGGGUAACUGAUUUGCCUAAACCGGGGUGGGAAUCCAUUUUCAGCCUGAGGGCCACAUGUGAAUGGCUUGUAUAGGUACCCCUCCCUCCUUCAUCCAGGAAGCAAGAUGUAUCACCACAGUUCAAGAACAGGCACCUUGCAGAGGGUUUGGGGCUUGGAGUAGGCAAGCAACUGCUGGAGGGCUGAAUAAAGAGGACUGGAAGGCUGCAUUCAGCCCAUGGGUGUGAGGAACAUAAGACGCCAUCUUACACUGAGUCAGACCACUGGUCUAUUUUCCACAGUAUUAUCUACACCAGGGGUUUCCAAACUUGGAUCUCUAGCUGUUUUUGGACUACAGUUCCCAUCAUCCCUGACCACUGGUCCUGCUAGCUAGGGAUGAUGGACGUUGUAGUCCAAAAACAGCUGGAGACCCAAGUUUGGUAAACCCUGGUCUACACUGACUCAUAGCUGGUCUCUAUGGUUUCAGGUGAGGGACAUUCCCAGCUGUGCCUGGAGAUGCCAGGGAUUCUUCUCCAUCCUGUUAGUCAUCUGUUUAUCCCAAACUUCUCCGUGCAUCCCCCCCAUCACUUUUCAAACCACAAAAAGUCUCAUUAGUUUUUUUUAAAGUGGAUUAGUUGUGCUAGGACAAAUAACUUUAACCCACUCUUAACUGUUCAAACCUAAAGUUCUGGUAUACCUCUGAAUCCCUCCCACAAAACAGUGAUAGUCUGGAGGUACCCUCAGAAGGGAAAGUGACCGAUCCCCUUCUUGUGGGGACAAAAGAGUGGGUUGGAACUGCACAGGGGGAGCAAAGAGGGGAUCAUUCCACCUGGCAAGUCAAAAUGCUUGCCUAAUGUUUAAUGUUGGCAAGAACAUGUUGGGGGAAAUGGGAGUAGUUAAAAAUCAAAGUGCAACUGUAUAUAUGGAUGCGAGAGAAGUGACGUAGUUAAUUCUGUUGCAGUUGUUUUAGCAGGAGAACAAGGAGCAGAAAAGGAUGUAUGCGAACACAGCCAUAGCCAUACGAUGCUUUGUGAAUAGUAUCACCUAGAUAUAAUAGAGGUGUCACUGCUUUUGUUUCCCUAAUGCGACCUUUUGGAACAGGCAGCUUUUACCAGCAUUGAAAACUGCUUCUUCCCAUCCCCACCCUGUUCUUUGAAAUACAUCCAAAACAGGAGUGUUAUGGAAGAGUAGAUUUGAAGUGGAUCAGCUCUGUUGUUUUAAGGGCCUCUCAUUUUACAGUUAGUAGAUCAAGCGUCUCCAUUGCCUGCAUAUCACAGAGGGCCCAGGUCAGAGCCCAGACAGACAUGGGGGAUGAGAGUGGAUACAGUGGCAGGCUGGAGAGAAAGCAGAAGCCGAGGGGAGGGAGGUUGACGUUUAAAACACAGGCACUAGGGUCCUGGCAGUUGACAGAGGGCCAUCGAGGAGUCAGUGGCUGGUUGAGCAGACAAGCUUUCGGAGCAGUGUCUUGUUUGGGAAAUGGUUAAGCUCCUCCUCAGCAUUCCCACCCGUAUUUGGCAGGGUGAAGGUUGCAGCCUGCUCCAGAGGGGGAAUGGGAAGCUCCAGAUCUUCAUCCAAAGGAUAUUUUUCCCAGGCUCUUUCCUCCCACACAGACCUGACAGGCAUUUUUUUUCAGUCCAGACAGUAUUUGGCUUAAGCUAGUUCUGGCGGGUGCAGCUUAAAAAGCAAAUUAUGGGGUUUAUAGUUAUUUGAAAAAAUAACACAGUAACUGUGCAAAGCUUUUCUCAUGAACGUGCCAUAUGCCGGAUCUCUGAUCCUUAGUGAAUGUCAUCUUCACUGCUGCUGAAAUACUGUUGGAGCCACACCUCCUUGUUCACUGCCUCAGCUGGUGUCUUGUGCUUGCUGCUACGUGCUGAGCUCUGCCCACCAAAGUUUCUGACUGGGAUAUUGACAACAGAGGCAAGAAAAGUAUCCCCUUCAACCAUAGAUAACAUUUAUGUGCUUAUUUAAAAUAAAAGUUGUGCGGCUACAGGAAAUAAAAAAGCAUUAAUUUUGGUUAUAAUCCAGCUAAAUUGUGAUUAAGUCUUUUUGAAAGUUGCAACUCACUUGUUCCUUUGGUUUCAUUGGAAAUGCAGUGCAAUCUUACAAAUGUUUAUUUGGAAGUAAGCCCCACUGUGUUCAGCGAGGCUUCCUCCUGUUAAGCCCAAUCCUAAACAUACUAGGGAGUAAACCUCACUGAAUGCAGUUGGGCUUAAUCCUGCAAAAACAUGCAUAGCAUUAUGCUCUCAGUCAUGCUUAAUUUUUUUGUUAACUCAUUAUGAGAACAAGAUACAUUAUGUAGCAUUAGUUGACAAUUCUGUUACAUCCUAGGGUAUGAGUUUCUGUUGUACGUAAUACCAAAAAAGCUCAUUGAGAUUCUACUGUAUGUAACGGAUCAUAAUUCUGAAUCUGAAUUUAAUACUUAAUUUUCUUAUAGGAUAAUUUAUAUCCUGUAACUUCUGCCCUAAAAAAGGCCAUCAGAUAGAUCUCCCAAGUAUUCUGUUAGAACAGCCAUGCUACUAAACGCCUAGUCAUUUACUGUACUAUGCUGCAGGGUUGUUUUUUACCUGCCUGCCUGCUUUUUCCCCCACAGCGUCCUCUUGUGAAUAAAAAGCAAGUAAAAAAUAAUACUAACUAGCAGGCUAGAGGAAGUAUAGCAGCUACUAUACUUCCUCCUCUACUCCCCAUCGGUCUGUCCAUUUUCUCCCCUGCUCCAUUACUAGAGAUCCUCAUAGAAAAGGGCUCCUUUUUCUUUUUCAUAGGAAAGGGCAAUUGGAGCCAGCUCCAGCUUCUGUCUCCAUUUGCUGGAGCGUAUCUUGGCCUCAAAGAGCAGGCACAGACAGAGCUGGCUCAAUGAUACUUGUGCAGAAGCUGACUGGGCUGGCGAAGCAGGGCCCCUGCUUCAUCAGCCUGAUCAUUUGCCUUGAAAAAAUUCCAUGCAUUUGCCUCUGUGAAAUUCCUGGGCGCCAAUGGUGAUCAGAUGAAUGGUUAAUACAAUUCUGUAUUAAAAACAAAAAUCCUGCCUUGCAAAAUUACAAACAGACAAGAACUCAAAAAAUCAUUGUCUUCCGUGAGUUGAAUUGAAUUGAGGCAUUUAGUGUUUUUAGCACCCCAACUUUGUGUUUUGCUAUGUAAUUUUGUGUAACAAAAUUGGCAAGAGGUUCUGUGAAUAAAUUGGACCUUAAUUCACAGUCUGAUCUCUUCAUGGAAGAAAUUUUAUAGAAUUGAGAACGUAGCACAAAUGUUCCCAAUUUCGCCUCCGUCUCAAUUGUGUGAAGCAAUGUGUUCAUUACAACUAAAAUGGUGGCGUGCGCAGAGAGUGACUCAUUUGGGAUAGUCCGAGUCUCAAUUCGGCUGCUCAAAACAGGAGAAAUGGGACAUUGUGGUGGGUCUGAAGUUUGAUUGGCAGGUAACAAGGGGAAAAGCAGUGCUCUUUUACGCAGUCCUCUUGUUGGAAAGGCAGCUGCUUUGUGCAACAGCUGCAAUUUCUGAAUGGCCUUUAAUGGCAGUCCCAAAGAGGAUGUCCCAAGGAAAGUGUGUCAAGGAAAUCAAUAUAGGAAAAUAUGGCUUGUUGGCUGGGGUUGUUGUGGAGAAGAUGCAUCAGAUUGGCCUUCAGAAAAGAACGGAGAGCACCCCUGCCCAUUGCUGCUCUUCCAAGUGUCUCUGAUAUUUAUCUUAAAGCUAAGUUGGGAUAAUGUAUGUAGCUAACACACCUUUCAGUCUUCUUGCUUCCUGAACAUUUCUUUUGCUAUAUGUACAUGUAGCAUCAAGCAUUUGCCAAAGCUGACAAGCAGCUUUUCUGAAUUAGCUCUGUCAUCAAGUGAGGAUUAUCAUCUGUGAGUCUUUUUCCUUUCAUUGCAGUAUUUUGAUGGUUUUAGGUUACUGUCUCCCCCAAACAUCUUCUAGCCUCAUGGAACCAAAUCUGCUUUAAUACUCUUGCUUCUCAGGCUGUCAUUUCAGGAACUGAAAUACUCAGCAAGCCAUUGAGCAGCUGAUUAUAGUAGAAAGUUCAUUUUCACAUUGUCUCUUAACCUUCUCAGCAGCACCAAAGCAUAAUUAAUAUUGAAGCUAAUCCCUUUACUGCCCCAGUGCACACUUCCUCCAAAGGUGGAGGCAAAUUAAGACUCCCAAGGAAAAUUAACUCUUCUAUAAACUACUUCUGAGCUGGAAGCUCUGUUAAGUUUCUCUGUCAUUCACUUUCCUCUUGCUUUCUUUUCCUUAGCUUGUCCAUUGGCCAAAUUUCCUUCCUGAUACAGGCAAUCGGAAAAUGUGUCCCAAAGUUGCAUUUUAGCCUCAGGGUAAUAGUCUCUCAAGUCCCAAAUCAAAACAUUGAUUUGGUGCAUUGAUUUCAGUUGAUCUAUGCAGUGUAUGACUAAUGUUGGCUAUUGACAAUUAGGAUAGCUAGUCCACAUGUAGUCUUGCUUCAGGUGGAGCACACACACACACACACACACACACACACACUGGAUGAAGAGCUGCACGCUUAGUCACUGCCCCUAAAAUGCCUCAUGCAAUAGCUGGGGCUCACACCUAUCGAUGGAGCUGGGGGAAAAUGAACAGCUAUUGGCUCCCAUUUCCUAAACAAUUUGGUAUUAUCAAUCUGACUGGAGCUGCACAUAGUUUUGAGUAUCAGCAACUUUGCAUGUAGAAACUUCCAUUUAUUAAUUUAUUUAUUUGUACUAUGUUUUUCUACAUGCUGGAAGCUGCCCAGAGUGGCUGGGGCAACCCAGUCAGGUGGGCGGGGUACAAAUAAAUUAUUAUUAUUAUUAAGCCAAUGUGCACCUCAUGCUGCUGGUGGUUUGCCCCUGAAGGCUUUUGCCCCUAGAAAUCAAAUAGGCUGUAAGGUGCAAUGCUUGUCCUUUUGGAGCUUCUCUUUGGAAUAAAUCUGAUUACAGUACACCUUCCUGAUAUUAUGGGAAGGGCCUUAGCUCAAUGGUAACCUGUUCUGCAUGCAGACGGUCCUGCCUUCAAUCAGACAUCCCUAGGUAAGGCUGGGAAAGACUCUAAGUUGUAUCCAACUAAGUCUUACUAAGAGAAUCACAGCAAGUCUUGGAAUGAAAAGGCAGAGCACAGAAUUCUAGAAUUGCAAAAUAAGUCAUCUAGAGAGGUUACUUACCAAUGCUGAUAUAAUAGAGAAGCUGAACGUCGCUCAUUAGCAGACCUUGCUUAUGUCUUCAGCCUCAGGACUUAAUGAUAAAAAGGUUAUCGUAUGAUAACUGGAUCUUACUAGCAUUAUUUGCUUGUUAUUUUGUGGACCUGGGACCUCAUGCUGGAGUUAACACUCUUCACAUACAAAGGUAGCAGCUACAUGAGGGGGUAAUACACAAUUACAUUGGUGUGUUUACUUGUGUGAUUAACUGAGCCAAGAAUACAGUAGUCUGUACUACAGCUAAGUCAAGCUUGUUCUAGUGCCAGUGUUCACUGAACACAUGUGAUCCUAGUUUGGCUUAUCACAGAAAAGCUGUCUUUGUCAAUUAGGAUGAAAUCCAGCAUCCUAUUCUUAUGCAGGGUCCUGGAGCAUCCAGUUUGAGAGGGGAGGCAGAGUGGUAGUACUACGAAGUUUGCUCUGGCCUGGACUCACAUUCUACCAUGUCCCCAAUACUAAACAACAUGGCUACAUCUACUUUGGCAACGCAGAGAAGAACCUGGACCUGCCCUUCAUGCUAUAAUAGCACGAGGCCGAAAAUGGAAGAGAUGCCUUGUACUAAUUUUGUAUUUGAAACUGGGUAUGUCUUUUUGCUUUAAUAGAUCAGCAUGAAAUCAGUCUAAUGUGUUAGUGAGACCAUAUUUUAAAAUAUUAAGCAGAUCAGCUGUGUGCCAUCUAGCCUGUAAGCCAGCUGUAUGUCAUCUACUCUUUCCCUCUAAAUUAUGUCAGUCUCCUUAGAGUGCAGCAAGACCAGUACCAGAAGCAUUAUUGUUUGUUCACUUUUGUUUUACUUUGUAUUUAUGUACUUAAACAUUGAUUUGGCAGGGUUUGUUUGUUUGUUUUGGUAAUACUGAUUUAUUCUGCAUUUGUUGAAUUUUGAUUUUUGUCAUUUGAAUUUACUAACAUGCUCUGUAAUUUGUAUGUUUGUAUUUUCAAUGUUUUGAUUUUUUUGAAUGUUUGGUGUGAGCGGCUUUGGGCACAGCUCAUUGUGGAAAAGCUGCAUAUAAGUAAACCAAAUCAUCAGUAAACACCUUUUGAUAAAUUACCAUAUGCACUUGCCAUAUGUACUCAUUCCCUGCAGGGCUCAUAUUCUGUCUCCAUUACUUUACAAAGGAACUAGAAAUAAGAGACCUCCUAGGAUUAGGAAAUCAGGAAUCCUAAUUGUCGGUUUGCUAUCCAGGCACAUGAGCUAUGUAAACACAGAAAAUGAAAUUGUUUUGUGGUAUAAAGUGUUACAGAUGCAUAGUCUACAAGUCUAGUAGGACACACAAGUAAUUUCUGGUUUGACUAUUUGCUCUGGACUCCAACUUUUCCUUUAAUUAUGCACAUUUUCUAAACACACAUCACUUUUCCAAUUGCACCAACAAAAUCAGGCUGUAGUACAAUCAUUCUUCGUGUACAGUACUUCAGCACUUGAUACUUUAUGGACAUUAUUUUUGCUUUCAUUAUACAUUAUAUUGGGCUGACUGCACAUAUUCACAGAUUCCAUAAGUUGCAUGUAUUUCUGAGAUGUAAUUGUGUGUGAAAAUGAAGUUUAGAAUGCACACGUCCUCUCUAGAAGGUUUCACUUGCAGCAUAAAAAAGCCAUUACAAAAAUACCAUUCUCUCCAGUGGCUCUUUUAGGAAUGUUGCUGUGUCUGAUGACUUUGGUUAAUAGGUUCAGGUAGGGAGGGAUUACUGUGAGCUGGUAGAUCUAAAAGACUGCUGGCCAGUGCCUCAAAAUAGUGGCUGCAAUAAAACAAGCAUUAGAGCUGAGCAGCAGAAAGAAUUAAGCCUAUUUUUUUUGACCCAGAGCAUUUCCCCAGCAUAGAAACUAAAGUAGCCUGUAGAGGAAGUGACAACUACAGUUGUGUGAUACUAGUUGCCUCACUUCUAUCCAGGCUUCCCCCCAUCAUCACCAUUUAAGGCUCCCUUGUGCAUGUUUCCCAGCAACCUGGCUAUAGCAAUACUCCCCCAAUCUACCUCAUCACCUUGAAAUACUCAAAAUUUUACAGGACAAAAAGUAUGCAAAUCAUAGGCUACAGAUGAAAGGGGGCAUACAAAAUUAAGUUGUUUGAUUUUGUCUAUACUGGUUGCAGGCUGUACUGUUCCCAGAAUCUCCUUUUGGUUUCACAAAUAUUAAUCUCAUUUUUGUCCUCAAGAUCAUAAGCUUUUCUCUCAAGGCUGAAGUGGACCUAUAUAACUGAUCAGAAGACUGAAGCUGAAUGUGUAUUUAUUGCAUCUGUGGGGAACUACUUUGCAGUAAAUAUUCUUCCUAAGUUUACACAUGGCACUCCUGUAGGAUUUUGUGUGUGGGGGGGGGACGGGGACAGGACAAUGGGAUUUUUAUUCUGCUUUAAUUGUCUUCCUCCCAUCAGCAUCAUGAGCAGUAAUAGACACCAGCUAUUGAUGUCAAUUAAGGACAUCACUACGGAAGGGGGGAAAUCCACUUGAGCAGCGAGUUACAAAUUCUUUCUCUAUGGUACAUGUUCAAGAGGUAGAAGCUACCCAAAGAACUGAAACAGUACACAGCACUAGGAGUCGACUCAAGAGUUUAAUUGGGAUUUAAAUAAAGGAAGAUAAAAGUUUUGUUAUCCU